Molecule: messenger RNA, 1564 nt
Organism: Larimichthys crocea (large yellow croaker)
Lineage: Eukaryota; Metazoa; Chordata; Actinopteri; Sciaenidae
Product: putative C-type lectin domain family 20 member A
Exons: 7
Coding region: 420-1403 (327 amino acids)
Source: RefSeq, a predicted model, not a curated record
CUGACCUGACCUUGACCCCUCACAGGAUCGGCAGCGUGUCCACAGGGAUUCUGUGACCGGGCCUCAUGCUUCAUCAUUUGUCAUGUUUUGGUUAACAGAGUCAUCGUCAGAGCUCCUGAUUCGCUCGUUUGCAUCUGAUCUGAGUUUUUAUUUGAAUAAAUCAUUUGAAUCUGUGUGAGGUCACAAAUGAGCCUCAGCAUCGUUAACCAAAUGAACUCUAAUGAACCUUUUACUUCUAACAGAGUAUUUAGUCACGGCGAAUGAAUACUUUUACUUCAGAGGAGGAUGACAACGGAGGGAGGAGGAAGCGAUUUAAGAGGUCAGCCUGUCACAGACUGAAUCUCCUCGUGCCGGAUAAUUCAUUCAUCUGAAGGAGAAACUCUCCAUCCUUCAGUUCAAUAUACCUGCAGCUCUCAGCCAUGAGGAGAAGAGAAGUGAUCUUGUUGCUGUUGUCAGGCUGCGUGUCGGUCUGUCACCUUCAGCCCAACGGUCUCGUCAGACUUUUCCAUCCCGUCGAUCAGGAGGCCACCUGGACUGAAGCUCAGCAGCACUGCAGGGAGAUGUUCACUGACCUCGCCACCAUCGAGGAUCACACCAGCAACCAUGAUGCCCUGCAGGUGCUGUCGAGCUCAGAGUUCUGGAUCGGACUCUCUUUCAACAGCAGCUGGAUGUGGUCUUACAAGGACCAGGAAGUUUCAGAGGAAACCUGGUUCACCAGCUGGGCUGAGAAUGAACCGUCGUACAGGGAAUGUGGGGCAGCCUUGGGAAAUGGACAAUGGUCGAUGAAACUCUGUGGAACGAAGCUUUUCUUUGUGUGUUACAGUGCUGAAAGUGACAGACACAUCCUGGUGGAGAUCGCGUUGACCUGGUCCGACGCUCAGGCAUACUGCAGGUCCACGUACACGGACCUGAGCAGCAUCCACAGUGAACAGGACAACCAGCAGGUCGGCAGUCUUCUGUGGUCAGGCACAGGAGGUAUGUGGGUCGGAUGGAUCGGUUUGCACAGAAAAGGGUGGGUGUGGUCGGACAGGAGCAGCGCCCCCUACAGGCAGUGGGCGAAUCAGGAUUUUGAUGGGACCAGAGCAUGUGCGACGAUGACCUCAUCAUCUGACUGGUCCAGAAGCGACUGCAGCAACAGGAACUUCUUCCUGUGUUACACCGAUGUCAGACCGUCCAUGUCGAGGUCGGUGAAGAUUCGGAUGAAAGGAAGAUCUGCAGACCUGAACGACCCGAAGGUGCAAGACGCCAUCCUGCAGCAGCUGCAGCAGAAGUUGAGGGAUGGAGGAAUCCAAGAGGAGGUGAAGUUGCGAUGGAAGAAGCAGCCUGAUGGGAAAGUUUUCCACAGAGAGGAGUGGACAGCGCCCCCUGCUGAGCAGGAGGAAGCAUUGUGUUUAGACUAUUAGCUUAUUGAUUUCUAUUCAACAUCAUGAUUUAGUCUGUGAUCACGUCUGUGUCCUACAUAUUUAGUUUGAAGACUGUAGCACGAUGUUGACCUCAUAUUAAUGUGAACAUGAAUUAUUGUUAUCUAAGACUGACUCAUAUCAAUGUUUAUUCAUGUGUACUG